Messenger RNA from Cyprinodon variegatus (sheepshead minnow), 3349 nucleotides. RefSeq names its product NACHT, LRR and PYD domains-containing protein 12-like. The transcript has 8 exons. NCBI's taxonomy places the organism in Eukaryota, Metazoa, Chordata, Actinopteri, Cyprinodontiformes, Cyprinodontidae. Gene Ontology annotation, molecular function: protein binding. The record is from RefSeq and is a predicted model, not a curated record. The coding region runs from base 1 to 2610 and encodes 869 amino acids.
AUGACGAGUUCAGCUCUUCAGAAUCAGGGCGACAUUUUGAACGUGGUUCAAGAAGACACCUGGUUCAAGAAGACACAACCCAAGGAAAAGCAAGAUGCUCCCUAUGUCGUUCUGCAGGGGGUUCUAAAGGAACAUAAGAUCAGCCUGAGAGAGAAAUGUGAUUUCGUGACCGAAGGAAAUUAUGAUAGGGGAACUAGAACCCCCCUCAACAGGAUCUACACUGACCUCUAUAUCACAGAAAACAAUGAAGAGAGUAAUACCCAACAUGGGGGGAAAUGGCAGGAUAGAGAUUCUAAGGUCCAGAACCUCCAUGGUUCUCCUAUCAGGGGCCAUGACAUAUUCAAAGCCUUACCUGACCAACAUGGACCGACCAGAGUGGUUCUGACCAACGGUGUUGCCGGUAUUGGAAAAACCUUCCUAGUACAGAAGUUCACUCUGGAAUGGGCAGAGGGCUUGGAGAACCAAGAUAUUGAUGUGGUGGUUCCCCUUUCCUUCAGGGAGUUGAACCUGAUCAGAGAUCGGCAGCACAGUCUUCUAACGCUGCUCCAUGCUUUCUGUCCAACCCUCAAGAAGUUUCCAGCAGAGAAGCUGGCUGUCUGGAAACUACUCUUCAUCUUUGAUGGCCUGGAUGAAAGUAGGUUGUCUUUGGACUUCAACAGUAGUCAGGCUGUUUCUGAUGUCACACAGAAGUCAUCACUAAACGUUCUAUUAACAAACCUCAUCAAGGGGAACCUGCUUCCCUCGGCUCUUGUCUGGAUAACUUCCAGACCUGCGGCUGCCAGUCAGAUUCCUUCAUCUUGUGUUGCCAGAGUAACAGAAGUAAGAGGUUUUGCCGACACCAAGAAGGAAGAGUACUUCAGGAAGAGGUUCAGUGAUGAAGAGAUAUCCAGUAGAAUCAUCUCCCAUAUCAAGACCUCCAACAGUCUCCACAUCAUGUGUCGAAUCCCAGUCUUUUGUUGGAUCACUGCUACGGUUCUGGAGAACCUGCUGACCACAGAGCACAGAGGGGAACUGCCCAAGACCAUGACUGACAUGUACUCUUACUUCCUGCUGGUCCAGACCAGGCAGAAGAAGAACAAGUACCAUGAAGGACAUGAAACGAGUCCAGAAGAGCUGAUGGAGGCUGAUAAGGAAGUUUUUCUGAAGCUGGGGAGGCUGGCAUUAGAACAUCUGGAGAAAGGAAAAAUAAUGUUCUACCAAGAAGACCUGGAAGAGUAUGGUCUGGAUGUCAAAGAGGCAUUGGUGUACUCAGGAGUUUGUACAGAAAUCUUCAAAAGAGAAAGUGUGAUCCACCGGCAACCAUUCUACUGCUUUGUUCAUCUGGACAUCCAGGAGUUUUUGGCUGCAGUCUACAUGUACAAUUGUUUCACCAACAGGAAUACACAGGUUGUGAAGAACUUCCUGGGAGGAGAAUACAGUGAAAUGUCUCUGGAAGAUUUCAUUGGGGCAGCCAUGAAAAAAUCCUUCAGCAGUGAAAAUGGCCACCUGGAUCUGUUUGUUCGCUUCCUUCAUGGCCUCACUGUUGAGUCCAACCAGAGACUCUUAGCAAGUAUCCUCGGUCAGACAGAGAACAGUCCAGGAACCAUCCAGAGAGUCAUCAACAAUCUUAAGAAGAUGAAUAUUGAUUUUAUAUCUCCAGAAAAAAGCUAUAACAUCUUUCACUGUUUGAUGGAGAUGAAGGAUCUUUCAGUUAAUCAGGAAAUCCAGAAGUUCUUGAAAUCAAAGAACAGAUCACAAAAGGAGCUCUCUAUGUUCCAGUGCUCAGCUCUGGCCUACAUGCUGCAAAUUUCAGAGGAGGUUCUGGAUGAAUUGGAUCUGGCAGAGUACAAUACAACAGAGAAGGGACGAUGGAGACUGGUUCCAGUUGUGCGGAACUGCAGAAAGGCUCGACUUGUUGGGUGUACCCUCUCAGAGACUGAAUGUGAAAUUGUGGCCUCAGCUCUGAAGUCCAGCCCCUGCCACCUGAAUGAGGUGGAAAUAGGUGAGAUUCAUGUAUGGAAAACCAUUGGAGACUCUGAAAUGAAGCAUCUGUGUGAGAUACUACUGAGUCCAGUCUGUAAACUGAAGAUCCUGAGAUUGAGGGACUGCAGUCUGUCAGAGAGCGGCUGUGCUUCUCUGGUCUCAGCUCUGAAGGCCAACCCCUCCCACCUGACAGAACUGGACCUGAGCCGCAACAACCUGAGAGACACUGGAGUGAAGGAGAUCUGUGGUUUUCUCCAGGCUCCUCUCUGCAAACUACAGAUAUUGAAACUGAAGGGCUGCGGUUUGUCGGAGAUCAGCUUUGCUUCUCUCGUCUCGGCUAUGAAGUCCAACCCCUCCCAUCUGAUUGAACUGAACCUGAGCAAUAAUGAAGACCUAAAGGACGCUGGAGUGAAGGAGCUCUGCACUUUCCUCCAGACUCCCCUCUGCAGACUGCAGACGUUGAAACUAAAGGGCUGCGGUUUGUCAGAGAUCAGCUGUGCUUCUCUGGUCUCAGCUCUGAAGUCCAACCCCUCACAUCUGACAGAACUAAACCUGGGGUCGAACAACCUGAGGGAGUCAGAUGUUCAGCAUCUGGUGGAUCUUAAAAAGAGUCAAGAGUACAAACUGAAACAUGUGAGGUGGAGGUGAUGAUCUUUGUACAGGAGAGAAGCUGAGCUGUGCCCCGAUGACCUACAGGUGGAAAAGAAGCACUUUAUUUAUUAACUUAUGUAUUUUAAACAAACAAUAUAAUUUAAAUCCAGAUAGCAUAUCGCAUAAAUAGCGGAGUGUUGGCCUAGUGUUUAGAGCAGAGUGCUUGUGCUCUGACCCGGUUCGAUCCCCACAGCCUCCAUUCUGGGUCCCUGAGCAAGACCCUUAACCCCACACUGCUCCCUGGGCGUCGCACAAUAAAUAAAGGGGUUUUCAUUCUGAAUUGUUUGAAAAGGAGCAGGUAGCAGAUUAAAGUAACUAUGGUUUCCCAUUACUGGUACCUCAACAUGUUACCAUGUUAAUCUCUCCAGACUAGUUCCAUCCUUAGAGAAUUAACACCAUAAUAAAAACACCAGUGACUUCUUAUCGCAUAUAAACCAUUAACAGCACUAAUAACAAUAAUUUCUCAUUUUGUUGCCCAUCCUGUAGAACAUAGUUUUCUUUAACUGCUAAGGAUUUCCUCCGUGGGUGCGUUUUUAUACCUCGUACAUCACAUAUUAAUCCUUAAUUCCUGCUAUAGAUCCAUCCCACACAUAGACGAAAAAAAACAUACUUUUGUUUUUUCUGAUCCCUUGUUAUAUUUAAAGAUACUGACUGGAUGAUGAUCUGUAUAUAACACUGUCUGUUGUUACCUGUUAACUGUUAACCUGUCUUUCUCAGUCUGUCAAAUAAAUGAAUA